GCGCCAUGGCUUGAUAGCGCCUGCUCCCCAAUUGAACGGACGAAGCCCAGCAAAAAUGGCGGUGUCCCGGACCCGGAACCAACGACUGAAUCCCGUUAUUACAAGUAAACUGGAGAAAACGAAUUUUGGCAUCUAGUAUAAGUUGAGAUGGUUCCACGGCCGUUCAAACCAACGACUUGAUACAUUCCAAGCAACAGAAAGAAACAUUCCACGAUUUUCACAGCUUAUUUUCUGAUCCGAUUAAGUUUUUUUAAUUUCUUUACUUUGACGACAAUCAUGGAUACCAAGGCAAACCAAGUUCCCUACAACAUUCCCGCCGAUGCGGUCUGGUUUAAUAAGCCACCACCCCUCGAUAUCAGCAUUGCAGGUUACAAUUAGGCAUUUUGCAAGCUAAUGUGCUUUUUUUUCAUCCUUUAGUUACCGGCUGCUCCUCGGGUAUCGGCAAGUCCAUGGCCCAACAGCUCCUGGCAUACCCUGAGUACCGAGUCGUCGCCACCGUCCGCAAUCCGUCGUCGCUCGCCGACCUCGAGGGCGGCGACGACCGCCUUUUGACCACGGCCCUGGAAGUGACCUCAAAGGAGUCCAGGGACGCCGCGGUGGCGGCUGCGCUGGCCAAGUUUGGACGCAUCGAUGUUUUUGUCAACAACGCCGGCCAGGCGUUCCACAGCGAUUCCGAGCAGAGCUGUCCCGAAGAGGAGCGUCAACAGUUCGACGUCAACUUCUGGGGCCCCAUGGAGCUGACCAGGCAUGCCGUCAGGGUCAUGCGCGAGGAGAACCCAAAGAACGGUCCCAUCGGCGGCGUCAUCAUCAACGUCACCAGCUUCGUUGGCUUCGUGUCGAUACCGGGCUGCCCCUUUUACUGCGCAUCCAAGUUUGCUCUGGAGGGUUUCACCGAGACAUUUGCUAAAGAGGUGCACCCGGACUGGAACAUUCACUUUUGCCUCGCCGAGCCCGGCGGUGUCGCUACGGCAUUCGCGGACAACAGAAAAUUUGGGGUCCCUCAUCCGGCAUACCAGGCCCCCGGCACGCCGACGCGAGAGUUCGAGGCUUGGGCCCAGAAUCUAUCCGACAUGGGCUUCUCGACGGCAGAGGGGACGGCGAAGGCCAUUAUCGAGGCUGUGCAUGGCGCCAAGGAGGGUGCCAGGGGCCGCAUCCCACUACGAUUGCCCACUGGCUCAGAUUCCUUCCACAUGAUCAAGAGAGAGGUGGACAACAUUGCUGCAAACUUGAACGAGUUCCAGCAGGUGUCUCUCAUCCCGUCGAAUCAAGUAACAGCGAAGGCUUGAAGUCUGUGUUUUUCUCCAAGACUGUUGGUUUAUCGGCAGACAUGCGAGUGGGUAGAUCACGUGUACAACAACGUGCUCUCGGGACACGUAGCAGAUUCUGCAACGAUUCAUGCGAUCAUGUAGAUAGAUAGUUACAGUUAGACUAAUUAAUUACCAUGCAUAAGC
Molecule: messenger RNA, 1451 nt
Organism: Pyricularia oryzae 70-15
Lineage: Eukaryota; Fungi; Ascomycota; Sordariomycetes; Magnaporthales; Pyriculariaceae
Product: retinol dehydrogenase 8
Exons: 2
Coding region: 450-1286 (278 amino acids)
Molecular function (GO): oxidoreductase activity
Source: RefSeq, a predicted model, not a curated record